Molecule: messenger RNA, 2458 nt
Organism: Dinoponera quadriceps
Lineage: Eukaryota; Metazoa; Arthropoda; Insecta; Hymenoptera; Formicidae
Gene: beag
Product: protein Red
Exons: 3
Coding region: 423-2030 (535 amino acids)
Biological process (GO): mRNA splicing, via spliceosome
Cellular component (GO): nucleus
Source: RefSeq, a predicted model, not a curated record
CGACGGCUCUCCCUUAUUGGACGACUGGCUAUAUAGCAGUAUCACAUAUAUGAUGGCUCAGUAGCGCAGCUAUAAAGAAUAGACCGUUUGAUUCCUCUUCGAUUAGACGUAAAUUUGUGCUGUUCGACAUUUCCACAUACCUAUUUGAAAAUCCGCCUUCGAUAUCACGUACUUAAGUCUCGCGGGAAUAGUCGAGCGGCUGCUUUGCGCGCGUGAGGUCUUUGUUCGUCAUUGAACCACUUGUAUCUUUUGUUGUUCCGUCCCGAUGGAACGUGUGCAAACUUAUUAUUUCUCCGUAAUCAAGUGAAGUUGGAGCAUUUUGGAUCACCUGUAAUCACAUACUAAGAGAGAGAGAACUCAAAUUUUUAUUUUAUACAGCACUCUGUAUAAUUAAUAAAGCAGGAAAGAAAUAAAAAGUCAAAAUGCCAGAAACAGAAGAAGAGAUGGGUAUGUCGGUUCGUUUAACAAACGAUGAUUUCCGAAAACUCCUGAUGACUCCAAGGGCAUCGGUACCAUCAGCUACUCCAGCUUCUGUACCGGGUACAGCACGGGAUGCUGGCACAAAGACUGCCCAAACCCCCACAGUCAGUGGAGGUAGUCGGGCUGAAUUGCGUAGGAAAAAGAAGAGUUUCUAUGCAAAAUUGAAAAAACAGGAAGAGGAUAAAAUGGCAGAGUUAGCAGAAAAGUACAGGGAUCGAGCCAGAGAACGCAGAGAUGGCACUAAUCAGGAUUAUCAAGCUGAAGAUCCCAUGAACAGCGCUAGCGCUUACAGAGCUGUUGCGCCAGACCUAAAGUCUGGCAUGGAUGCUGCGGAGCGCAGAAGGCAGAUGAUCCAGCAAUCCAAGUUUUUGGGUGGUGACAUGGAACACACUCAUUUAGUCAAGGGUCUGGAUUAUGCUCUUUUACAAAAAGUACGUAGCGAGAUCGAGGCGAAAGAACAUGAGCAAGAGCAGGAAAUGGAGAAGCUGGUAAAGCCCAAAGAGAAGGUGAAGAAGGAGCCGGAAAAGAAGGACGAUGAGAUGCAAUUUAAAACAAAGAUUGGCCGGAACGUGUAUAAAACUGUCAUGACUAUGAAGUCCAAGCAGAUCGAGAGGAAUGAACUGUUCACACCGGGCCGUAUGGCGUACGUGAUCGAACUGGAUGAUGAGAAUGCCGACGUCGACAUACCAACAACGCUGAUCAGGAGCAAGGCGGAUGUGCCAACCAUUGACAACACGCCCACCCUCACGACCAACGACAUUGUUAUCAAUAAGCUAGCUCAGAUUCUGUCGUAUCUACGUCAAGGUAGUCGGCACAACAAAAAGGGCAAGAAGUCGAAAGACAACGCGCCACGAUCGACCGCACGCGGCGACGAGUUGAAUGACAUGGACAUACAGCCGCGACCUUCGCAGCCGGAUGACAGUAUCUAUGGCGACAUCGGCGACUAUGUGCCAACCGUAGCCAGCAAGAAGGACGGCACACAAUUACGCGAAAAGAAGAAAGGCUCUUCGUACUUUGACAAGCCGCUCGAGCCGAAUUUGGACACCGAUGACAAGACAAAUGCGCCGCAAUUACCACAGAACAAUGCGUUGCCACAACAGAAUGGCAAUGUGGUGGUGAUGGAUAGCAACGCGCCGAAGAAGGGCGCGUUGCUGAACAAGCUGGCCGCCGAACCGGAGGGUUACGCCGAGUGUUAUCCCGGACUGGACGAGAUGCAGGACGCCAUCGACGAUUCCGACGAUGAGGUGGAUUACACAAAGAUGGAUUUGGGCAACAAGAAGGGCCCGAUCGGCCGCUGGGACUUCGAUACGCCCGAGGAAUACAGCGAAUACAUGAAUAACAAAGAGGCGCUACCCAAGGCGGCCUUUCAAUAUGGCGUGAAGAUGGCUGACGGCAGGCGUACUAGAAAAUACAACAAGGAGAAAAAUGAAAAGGCCGAGCUCGAUCGGGAAUGGCAAAAGAUUCAGAAUAUUAUGAACAAGAGGAAACCCUCCACGGCGGCCGAGGGUGCGUCCGAAUUCAAAGUGCCGCGAUAUAUUGAAUUAUUAUAAUUAUUACAUCUUUCGUUUUUAAUUUUGUAUCGCGUAGUAGAGAAGAUCUCAAAGAUUUGCGACAUUUAAAGGCGUCACAAUCUAGAAAUUUCUUUGUAAACUCGUAAGCAAAACCCUGUAAUUUCGUUUUACACAGAAAUAACUAUUUUUUUUGCGAAUGUUCAAAUGAUAUAUUUAUUGCGUGAAAUUAUUUUUAUUCCGGUAAAUUACGUUUCCAGGUCAGAUAUAUAGCAAGUUAGCCGUAUUAUAUGUGCGUGUAUGUUAAUUAUUAUAUGGAGAUCCAAAUAAUGUAUAUGUUGUGUAUAUAUGGACAUAUCAAUCUGUCGGCGAUUAGGAUGCUAAAAGAUGUAAACAAAUUGAGCAGUUCUGCUUGCAAUUUGAGUGAAAGAACGCAGUUGCGCAAUUAGAUAUAAAGAACGACUAAAUAA